Molecule: messenger RNA, 5930 nt
Organism: Pieris napi
Lineage: Eukaryota; Metazoa; Arthropoda; Insecta; Lepidoptera; Pieridae
Gene: hppy
Product: mitogen-activated protein kinase kinase kinase kinase 5
Exons: 23
Coding region: 150-3638 (1162 amino acids)
Biological process (GO): protein phosphorylation
Molecular function (GO): MAP kinase kinase kinase kinase activity; ATP binding
Source: RefSeq, a predicted model, not a curated record
AUCAGACAGACGAUACGUCAGUAAGAUGAGGAGGGUGAUGUCAAGUUUAUGUUGAAAAAUUAUUAAAUUGUCGACGUUUUUGUGAAACAAUUAUGUGAAUAAUGAGAUGAAAGUGUAAAUAAAUGUUUUAUUAGUGUUUUCUAUUGAUUAUGGCGCAUAGUGGUGGUGUUUUGAGUUCCGAUAUAUCAAGGAGGAAUCCCCAAGAUGAAUACGAGUUGGUUCAAAGGAUUGGUUCGGGAACCUAUGGCGAUGUCUACAAGGCAAAACGCCUCAAUGGCAACGGUGAACUUGCUGCCAUCAAGGUGAUCAAGCUGGAACCGGGUGACGACUUCGCCAUCAUUCAGCAAGAGAUACUGAUGAUGAAGGACUGUCGUCACCCGAACAUCGUAGCGUAUUAUGGCUCUUAUUUGCGCAGAGACAAGCUCUGGAUAUCUAUGGAGUAUUGUGGUGGAGGAAGUUUGCAGGACAUCUACCACGUAACGGGUCCGCUGACUGAAAUUCAAAUCGCAUACAUGUGCCGGGAGACACUUACCGGCCUCUCCUAUCUGCAUAGCAUGGGCAAGAUGCAUAGGGAUAUAAAGGGCGCCAACAUACUUCUAACAGAAUGCGGUGAUGUGAAGUUGGCUGAUUUCGGAGUAUCAGCACAAAUCACGGCAACAAUCAACAAACGAAAGUCCUUUAUUGGAACCCCGUACUGGAUGGCGCCAGAGGUAGCGGCAGUGGAACGAAAGGGUGGGUACAAUCAACUUUGUGAUAUUUGGGCUUGUGGAAUCACUGCUAUUGAGUUAGCAGAGCUCCAGCCUCCGAUGUUCGAGCUCCAUCCAAUGAGGGUGUUGUUUCUUAUGUCGAAGUCGGGGUUCAAACCCCCGCAGCUUAAAGAGCGAGAGCGCUGGUCGCAACUAUUUCAUGGAUUUCUCAAACUGGCUCUCACUAAGAAUCCUAAGAAGAGACCCACCGCUGAUAAAUUGUUGCAGCACCCUUUCUUCCAACAAGAGAUGAACAAAAGACUAGCGAUAGAUCUCCUCCAGAAAUAUUCAAACCCACCCUCACAUUGUAAUAAUCAGGAAUUGGACGAAGAUGGGGCGAUAUCCAAUGUGCCACAACGUAUAGCUUCGAAGCACACUGGGCGUGGCGGAAGGCGUGUCCUGGCAGACCAGCCUCCGAACAACAUUAGGCCAAGGAGUUUGAUUGAUGACGAUAUUAUGACAGCAUCUAGAGUUCGGUUAAUGGAGGAAAGUCGCGAUCGUCGCAGCGGCGUAUACGACGACUCACCCAUCAUAGACUUGGACGCGGAAGACGACCUCAGCCUCGCCUCUAUGCCUAAAGUUAUCAAUUUCGCCGCCGACCUUAAUAAUAGCGGUGAUACUAUUAAACGGAAUGCGUACCAUAGACAAACCAGUGAAGAGUGGAGUGUCGCAUCACUAAUGACGUGUCCCAAACACAAUCCCCUCACUCAGGAGUUAUCAUCAGACUCGAUAUCUACCAGUGAAAACAAGUGGUGUCGGGUGAUCACUGGGGAUGAUAUUAUGAGAAUGAGUUUGAGGAGCCUCUUACAGUAUAUUGACGAAGAGUUAAUGCUCAGAGCGACACUACCUUUAACAGCAGACACGGCAGCCAUGUCACAGGCUGGCAACAAUCUGUCAAUACACGAUCACCAUCUCUCCCAAUGCAUACAGCUAAAGCAGAACUUUUUAAAUAAUUCAUCUACGAACGUCUAUCAAAGUUUAACGAGCUUUCAAACGCCAAUCGGGUCCUCUUCGGCGUCGAUAAACGAACAAUUGUGUAAGAAGGACGAAAUAAUGUACGCCGAUCAUCAGGACUCGGAAACUCCGAUCAACUCGAAUUGUGAGUGCGGUUUGUGCCCGAAACCGGAAUCAAAAGACGUGAACACCCUUAGUGAUUUACAACGCUCUGUCGCACCGAAGUGCUCAUGUGACUCCUGCAAUUCGAACGGUGACAUCCUAAGCUAUUACCGACAUUGUCCGAACCAGAAUCAAGACUCUGGGAUAGUUAUCUGUGACGUUUGCAAGAAACAAAAGAUUUCUGUAAGCAAUUUUCGCGCUCUGCAGAUCGCAAAUCGUUUACAAAUAUCGGAUUCGGGAAUUGAAAAUGGCGGAUCGGAUGACGAGCUGUGUCGGAAGAUCGAUAUAAGUUUAAAUAUGGAUGUACAAGAACAUAGAAAGAGGCAUAAUAGGCACAAUUCGGAUUCGGUCACGGCGGGGAUAGAUUUGAAUCAGUUCUGUCAGUGUGAAUUGGAUGGUAGUAAGCGGAAAACUUCGUCGGUAGAUGAAAUUUUCAAGAUGGCGGAGGAUGGUGGGUCGAGUCAAGAGUUGAAGGAUGAUGAGGUGAAAACCAGUCAACGGCAACGAAGCUUAUCGGAUAGUCAACGGGACAAGGCGAAAGUUGAUGCUGAAGUUUCUGUGACAGGUAGUAGUACACCUCCCGUCCCUCCUCGGCGAGCGCGGGGUAGACGGGUUCGAAGCCCAGUGCGACCAGCGCCCAACGGACUACCGCCUACACCCAAAGUGCACAUGGGUGCUUGUUUCUCUAAGGUGUUUAAUGGCUGUCCUCUUCGGAUAAACUGCACAGCAUCUUGGAUACACCCAGACACCAGGGAUCAGCAUAUUCUCAUAGGUGCGGAGGAGGGUAUCUACACUUUGAACUUGAACGAGCUACACGAGACUGCUAUGGAUCAACUCUGUCCUCGAAGGACGAUUUGGAUGCACGUCAUCAAGGAUGUUCUUAUGUCGCUUUCUGGUAAAACCCCCUGCCUCUACCGGCACGAGCUGUUAGUGUUAACGGGUAGUGGGCGGGCGGGGGCGGGCAGAUCCCUUCGCGUGUUGCCGCCCCGGCUUCUACCCAGACGGUUCGCACCUUCCACGCGCGUGCCUGACACCAGAGGUUGUACCGUGUGCGCAGUAGUCCGUAACCCUUACAAUGGAUACAAGUACCUGUGCGGGGCCACGCCCGCUGGAUUAUUCCUCAUGCAGUGGUACGACCCUCUACGGAAGUUCAUGCUACUGAAGAACAUCGAAUGUGUCCUACCGUCGCCGUUACUCGCUUUCGAGUUAAUCAUUACUCCGGAGCUGGAGUAUCCACUUCUUUGUGUUGGUGUCACGAGGAAACCUAUACGGCUAAAUCUAAUUAAUAUAAAUUCGGGUGCGAGCUGGUUCCACUCGGACGAGCUGGAGGUCCGCCCCGGGGGCUCCAACACCGUCAUACCCAGGCCUGAGAGGCUCCACACGCUUAGGGCUGUGCAUCAGCUGAAUAAGGACGCGGUACUAGUGUGUCACGAAAAUGUAGUGGAUAUAAUCCCGGUGCUUCCCGGGUUCGAUUCCCGACGACAAGACGACAGGCGGAAGAGCAAGUUGCCGCAGAGACUGCAGUUCGACUUCCAGAUUGAUAGCAUAUUGUGUCUGGCGGACUCGGUGCUGGCCUUCCACCGCAACGGCAUGCAAGGUCGGUCUUUGAGGAACGCUGACGUCACUCAGGAAAUAGUCGACCACUCACGCGCAUACCGACUCGUCGGACACGACAAAGUUGUAGUACUAGAAUCGCACGUACUCCAAAACAACACGCUCUCAGGCGAAGACGGGAACGAUCUAUAUAUUUUGGCCGGACACGAGGCCUCGUACUAGUUACCCAUAGUUGCGGCCAAUCUCUAUAGCAUAAUUAUAUUUUAAAAUAUUCAAAAUCAAGUAUAUUUUGAUGGAGGUAUAAAGAUUGGCCGUUAUUUCUGUUAACCGAAAUAUUUUUCUAAUUAAUAGUCCUGCGUUCCUAGUAGGAUUAAAAAGUUUGCCCUCAGUAGUCUUUUGUCUCUUUCCGUCAAAUUAUGUUUACGCUGUGAUGAAAGCAGACAGAACAGCAGUGGUAGUACUUUAGAUAAAACGGUGCCACUAGACUGUUUUUUUAUAUGAAUGGGUAUAUGUAUGUUCAUAAUAAUCUGUGUUUGCACAGAUAACAUAGCGCAUUGAAAUGCCACAGAGUUAAUAAAAACAUGUUUUUAUCGUAUUUUCAACAAUUAGUUAUAGGAACGCAGUAUUUAAAUCUUUAUUUUUCCAAAAUAAUCAACAAAUGUUAUAGCACUGCCCUACUCCAUUCCAUGGAUGACAUUGAAGCAAUAAAUUAUAGAAUAUUUUAGUUUAUUCGCAAACUUGUUGAGAUUACGCAAACGCCAUUUUGAACCAGUGACGUAGUUUCCUAUUCUCAUAUUCAAAGCCUCGUUUUCUCUAGUUGGACAACAGGCUUGAAGACAAGAUGACAAAAAUUUCAAUACAAAAAAAUCUCUAGAAAUUUUUGUUUCUACCGUUCUAGUUGAAACAUAUAUUGCAAAUAACUGUUUAAUAUGGUUUUUCGUUGUCUAUAGGAAGUAAUCCAGUGAUUUUAAUAAAUUUAUCUAAAAACUAAUGCUAUAUCCGACAAGUUUGCCUGUUAGUGAAUAUUUAAUGGGAGUUUAGCUAAUUUAUGAGAUAUUGCUGUCUCUAUCAUACAUAUAUACCUGAGAAGGACAGCAAUAUGUUUGAGUUUCAAUAAAACUUACACUUUGACAAUUUACAAUGAAUUUAUUUAAAAUUAAUGUACUUCAUUUUGAAUUAUUCAAUAAAUGUAUUCUAAUAUAAUAAAAAUUAAUAAAUCUAUAUGAAUGUUAUUAAAAGCGUUUAAUUAUAUCGAUUUAGGCUUUCUAGCUAUAACGUUGAAAUAAUCGUUAUUUUCAUAUGAUGUUACUGUGAUUUAGAUGCGACGGCAUUUUAAAGUAUUUAUUGAUAUGUGAUUCAUUUAACGCCAACAAUGUAUGAAAAAGACAAAUAUUUUGACACUUGUGUAUUUGAUCAUGCGCAAGAGACGUUUUAAGAGCAGCUAGUUGACCAUUAUUCGUUAUUAAAGGGCGAUAAACAAAGUUAAUUUUCACAUUUUAACAAAUAAAAUAAUACACAAGUGUCAGAAUGUAAGAUCGUUAUAACAUGAAUAGUUUAUAGUAACCAAGAAAAUAUUAAAUUGCUUAUUUUGUAAAUAUAUAAAAUUCCAAUUAGUGUUAGUCAAUUGUAUUAUAGACUAGUUUAGUUCAAUUUUAGUUGAGUGAACUAAAAUGCUACAUUUUAGUUUGUUUAACUGAAAUGUAUUUGGUGUAACGAGGCUUCGACUCGAUAUGGACUGUUUAUUUAUUAACUGUGUUGUUUAUUUGAUUUGCAUGUUUAGAAAUCUGAUGUUCGUUACGGGAUGAAUAUAUUCAAGUUGUCAAAAUUAUGUCCUAAAAUAUUUAAGGUAGUCAUUAUUAAUAAUACAGUAUAAGUUUCAUCAUCGGACCUCGAGGCAGAAUAUGAAAUUCAACCCGUAUCACCUCGACGUCCGACGUUCCACAACUGACCGUCUUUAAAGGCAGUUUUUACCACCACUAUCUGCAACCAGCUGCCCACUGAAGUAUUUCCGAAUCCAUUCGACUUGUCGUCCUUCAAGAAAAAGCGUAACGAUUUUUAAAAGGCCGGCAACGCUCUCGAGCAAUCUAGCAUUGAGAGAUUAAAUUCAAGUUUUAGUUCCAUUUGUGUGUUACAACACAUGUUAACGAAUUAUGACAGAUGUGAGAGUUAGUUUGUUCUUAAAUUUGACUUAAAUAUAAUUAAGGCAAAAGUGUCUUAAGACCAGUCUUGUUAGUUCUUAGUUUGAUUGUCAUAUUUAUACCGUAACAACUUCAGUUUUUCUUUUGUGAGAUUAUCUCUCUGGUUGUAUUUUAGCACACAGCACUUUCAUUUAAGGUGACACUUAAAUAAUAAAACAUACCAAAACAUAUGAAACAUUUUUAUGGAAAUCAGUUGAAGUACCCACAACUUUUAAUAUUCUUGGAUAACAUAAGUGUGGUAUGUUUUAUUAAAUUCUUAAUACAAUGUAAUGCUUUAAACCAGUUAAUUUACUCUUGUAAUAAAAUUUUAAUUUGA